GUUCAGUUUGAUUUCGAGCUUCAGAACCAUUAAAACCAAAAACCAUAAAACCAUAAACCCAUAAACCACCAAGGCUGGCUGGUCUUUGUAUCCACUACAACUACCUUUCCUCUCUCUCACCGAUACUUCUCUCUACAACUCUUACCAACUUCCUUCCUCUUUUGCGGUUUGACCUGGAGUCGACAACUUCCUCCUCAUAGAGUCAUAGCUAAUCCGUCUAGUCUUUUUUGACCAUUGCCCUGUGUUUGGACACUUGAAUAUAUUCCAGGUUCCUAUCAAAGAGAGUGCGAAAUCUAUACUAGUCACCAUGGAUGAGAUCGCGAAAGAGUACGAUGUCAUUGUCUUGGGCACCGGCCUGACCGAGUGUAUUCUCUCUGGCGUGCUGAGUGUAAAAGGCAAGAAGGUGUUGCAUAUUGAUCGCAAUGAUCACUAUGGAGGAGAGGCUGCAUCGGUGAACCUCGAGACGCUAUUCAAGAAGUAUGGCAACUUCACAAAAGGAGAGGAGCCGUGGAAGAAAUACGGUCGAGCCAACGACUGGAACAUCGACUUGGUCCCCAAGCUUCUGAUGUCCUCCGGCGAGCUGACCAACAUUCUCGUUUCUACCGACGUUACCCGCUAUCUUGAAUUCAAGCAGGUCGCUGGCAGUUUCGUUCAGCAAGGUGCUGAAACCAAGGCUACUAUUGCCAAGGUUCCCUCCGACGCUGCUGAGGCCCUACGUUCCCCCCUCAUGGGCAUCUUCGAAAAGCGACGAAUGAAGAGCUUCAUAGAAUGGGUCGGCACCUUCGAUGUCAACGACUCCGCUACACACAAGGGUCUUGACAUGAGCUCUUGCACGAUGAAGGAAGUUUACGACAAGUUCGGUCUCGAGCCUGGCACUCGGGACUUCGUCGGCCAUGCCAUGGCCCUUUACCUCUCCGACGGCUACCUGGAUGAUGCUGGCAAGGCCCCCGAGACCAUUGAGCGUAUUAGGAUGUACGGUAACUCGGUCGCACGGUAUGGCAAGUCGCCUUACAUCUACCCCCUAUACGGUCUCGGCGAGCUGCCCCAGGGCUUUGCCCGUCUGUCUGCCAUUUAUGGCGGCACGUACAUGCUCAACGCCAAGGUAGACGAGAUGGUGUACGAGAACGGCAGGGCGAGUGGUAUCAAGGCCACCAUGACUGGUAUCGAGCCCGAGAUGAAGUUCGAGACCAAGGCUGGCAUGGUUCUAGGCGACCCAUCAUACUUCCCUGAGAAGGUAAAGGUUGUUGGUCACGUCCUGAAGGCCAUUUGCGUCCUGAAGCACCCCUUGGCCGGCACCAACGACUGCGACUCUUGCCAGUUGAUUAUCCCGCAAUCCCAAGUUGGCCGCAAGAACGAUAUCUACGUUGCAUGUGUCUCCUCAGCGCACAAUGUGUGCCCCAAGGGCUACUACAUUGCAAUUGUGUCUACUAUUGCUGAGACGACGGCCAACCACCAUUUGGAGCUGCAACCUGGUUUGGACCGCCUUGGCCAGAUUGAGGAGCAAUUCAUGGGCCCACCUAUCCCACUUUACGAGCCUCUGGAGGAUGGAAGAAAGGACAACAUCUUCAUCUCCAAGAGCUACGACGCCACAUCGCACUUCGAGACUACUACCGAUGACGUUAAGGACAUCUACGCGCGCGCCACUGGCGAGGAGCUUAAGGUGGAGGGUCUCCGGGAGGGUCUCCAAGUUGCUGAAGAGUAAUCUCAGCUGUUGCGGAAGUGACGAUCACGAGCAAGCUUCGAUAAUAAGGAACAACAAGAAGCCGAAGCGAGAGAGAAAACUGCCGUAUCGUCGUUAAAUUAAAUGCCGUAAUUCAUCGAGAGUCUUGAGUGAAACCAAAGCGCACCGACCAGAUGAAGUUUUACAUGGGCAUAGGGGGAGCUAGAUAUAAAUGUAGCUCGUUUGUUUCGAGGCAGAUAGUGUUGAUAGAAGUACAACUUCGCGGGGUCUGUUUGCGGUCUGAUUUGAACUCAUUUUUGUGUGCUCGAGCAAUUCUAGGUAUAUAUUCUCAGCCUGAAGAGACAAGUAGAUGCUUUAGGGUUAUCGUAACUAUCUACCUGGAUAUCUAAUUCAACGUGUAUACCAAC
This is a messenger RNA of Hypoxylon fragiforme, 2088 nucleotides long. RefSeq names its product rab GDP-dissociation inhibitor. Gene Ontology annotation, molecular function: Rab GDP-dissociation inhibitor activity. NCBI's taxonomy places the organism in Eukaryota, Fungi, Ascomycota, Sordariomycetes, Xylariales, Hypoxylaceae. The transcript has 8 exons. The record is from RefSeq and is a predicted model, not a curated record. Bases 308 to 1702 code for a protein of 464 amino acids. Gene Ontology annotation, biological process: small GTPase-mediated signal transduction; vesicle-mediated transport; protein transport. Gene Ontology annotation, cellular component: cytoplasm.